GCUGGGCACUUAAGCAUGCUUACACAUUUUUAAAAUUAAAAUGGAGAAGACAAGAGUUUGUGUUACAGGAGGAUCAGGAUAUCUAGGAUCUUGGCUAGUUAAGAAACUCUUGCACAAGGGUUAUAUUGUUCAUGCAACUUUAAGAAGCUUAGAUGAGAAAUCAAAAGUAGGCCUUCUUAAAUCUCUGCCAAAUGCCAAUACUGGACUAGUGUUAUUCAAAGCCGAUAUAUAUGAUCCUAAUGAUUUUCAAGCUGCAAUUGAGGGUUGCAACUAUGUCUUGCAUCUGGCUACCCCAUUGCAACAUAAUACUAAAAGCUCUCUGUACAAGGAUACAAGAGAAGCUGCCAUUGCUGGAGUAAAAACUAUAGCUGAUUGUUGCCUUAAAUCACAAAGUGUGAAGAAGCUCAUAUAUACUUCAUCUGUCAUGGCCUCAUCACCGUUGAAGGAUGAUGGGAGCGGUUUUGAAUCUUAUUGGGACGAAUCUUGUUGGACUACCAUCAAUGACACACCUUUUACUUACUUUUUUAACUACCCUUGCAUUUGUAACUGUGUUCUGAAGGCAUAUACGAUGUCAAAGACCUCAGCAGAGAAAGAAAUUCUAAGCUAUAACGCAACUGCAUCCGACCCUGAUACUGGUCUAGAAGUUGUGAGCUUAGUUUGUGGUUUGGUGGGAGGAGACACAAUUCUUUCCUAUCUACCUGCAAGCAUGAGUACAAUUAUAUCACCCCUUUUCGGAGACUCACUUAAUAGCUAUUACCAGAGCUUGCAACAUCUGCAAGAGCUUCUAGGUUGCGUGCCACUUGUUCAUAUCGAAGAUGUUUGUGAAGCACAUGUUUUGUGCAUGGAGAAACCUUCCUUGAAAGGAAGAUUCAUAUGUUCAAAUGCUGAUCCGACUGCCAAGGAGAUCACAGAGUACUUCAAGAACAAUAACCCGAAUUCAGAACUAGAGAUUUUAGAUGACUGCAGUAUCAUAGGAGAAAGAGGAAGCAGAUGCAGUUCAAUAGAGCUCAUAAAACUAGGAUUCGAGCACAAAUUUAACAUGGCAGACAUUUUAGAUGGUAGUGUACAUUGUGGAAAAAUGUUAGGAUCUCUCCCUAACAAAUAAAGAGUUACAAUUUAAUCGAGCAAAACUAAAAUAAGUCAUCUUGAAUGUAACGUUAUGAAAUAAUACUUUCCGGAUAUAUUAUCCUU
This is a messenger RNA of Daucus carota subsp. sativus, 1191 nucleotides long. RefSeq names its product NADPH HC-toxin reductase 1-like. Gene Ontology annotation, biological process: steroid biosynthetic process. NCBI's taxonomy places the organism in Eukaryota, Viridiplantae, Streptophyta, Magnoliopsida, Apiales, Apiaceae. Bases 41 to 1105 code for a protein of 354 amino acids. The transcript is spliced from 5 exons. Gene Ontology annotation, molecular function: 3-beta-hydroxy-Delta5-steroid dehydrogenase (NAD+) activity. The record is from RefSeq and is a predicted model, not a curated record.